CCAUACUAUAAAUCGUUAUGCGAGGCGUUCAACGCCACCACUUCCAGCAACUAACAUCGCGUAUUUCCUUCAGGAUCCAGAGUUCAUUCAAGGACUAUCGUCUCUCAUAGCUCGAGCUAUGCCCAGAACUUCGAGCACCGUGCCACUACCUACACCUUUUCCUACAAAUCCAACGGAACAACCAAAUCCUGUUCACCAAAAUCAAGAAACACAUGCAACAACAUCACAUGCCACUUCACAACCACGUCACACUUCUCAACACCGAGAUGAGCUGACUCGUAUAACUGCAAAUCUA
Molecule: messenger RNA, 295 nt
Organism: Striga hermonthica
Lineage: Eukaryota; Viridiplantae; Streptophyta; Magnoliopsida; Lamiales; Orobanchaceae
Source: the annotation of a GenBank genome assembly